AUGGUCCCUUCAAGCAAUAUGAUUUUUAAAGUCUUCAACGCCAUCAACUUGCUCCAAAAGCCAACGGAGGAAUUGUUUGAAGCACUAACACCCAGACCAAGUUGCAUAAUCUCUGACUUUUGCAUUUCUUGGACCGCUAAAGUAGUUGAAAAGUAUCAUAUUCCAAGGAUUUCGUUCAACGUAUUUUCUUGCUUCUCCCUCCACUGCGUGCACAUGGAUGGUACAGACAUCAAAGUUACCAAAGAGCUGAAACCUCUAAUGAUCCCAAAAGCAAAUGAAGAAGAAAUCAAUGACCUUAAGGAGCAGAUGCGUGAUGCUGAAAUGAAGUCUUACGGGGUAAUCAUAAAUACUAUUGAAGAGUUGGAGAAAGCAUAUGCUCAAAGAGGCAAAGAUGCCUCGAUUAAUGAACACCAUUGCUCGAAGUGGCUAGAUUUGCAGCAACCCAAGUCUGUAGUCUAUGUUUGUUUUGGAAGCUUAUGCAACUUGAUUCCUGCACAACUUGUGGAGAUGGCCUUGGCCUUGGAAGAUACUAAACGACCAUUUAUAUGGGUUAUUAAGGAGGGAAGUGAAUCCAGGCGUUCGAAAAGUGGAUUUGUGAACAAGGGUUUGAGGAAAGGACCAAAGGGAGAAGCAUUAUAA
This is a messenger RNA of Sphenostylis stenocarpa, 639 nucleotides long. NCBI's taxonomy places the organism in Eukaryota, Viridiplantae, Streptophyta, Magnoliopsida, Fabales, Fabaceae. The record is from the annotation of a GenBank genome assembly.